AUGGCUGACAACACCAAGAAGAGAAGACUCAGUAAUGAUGUCAUUGGACAACUGCAGGAUGAUCUUAAGCAAAGCCCCUUGAACGUCAAUACCUGGGACACGCUUAUUGAUAAAGUCAUCGCCAAAGACAAACAUGAACAAGUCAUCCAGGUGUUCGAAGACUGUCUGGUGUAUUUCUCCUACUUGGGAUAUUUUUGGAACAGGUAUGCUACAUAUCUGCUGGAGAGGCUGGAGUUUGACAAGACCAAAGAGAUUUUCAACAGAUGUUUGCCCAAAGUGGCAAACGUUGAGUUAUGGCGAAGUUACAUUAGAUACGUUAGACGAACCAAUAGCAUAAUAACAGGCGGUGAAGAAGCUCGGAGAUUGAUCAUAAAAUCCUUUGAGAUCAGUCUUGAGAAUAUCGGAAUGGAUUAUAAUAGUGACGUUCUCUAUGAUGAUUAUAUUGAAUUUCUUAACGAAUGGCAACCAAUAAACCCAAAUGAGCGAAACCACAGGAACGACUUGCUAAGAGGGUUGUAUAGGAGUUUAAUCAAGUCACCAGUCAAAGACUUGGAGAGAUAUUGGACAGAUUAUACCAAUUUUGAGAAUGAAGCAAAUCCAAACAAGCAAAUCAGUCGGAAACUGGUGAAUGAAAUUAGUGGUGAGUACAUGAAUACCAGAAUAAAAUUGAGUGAUCUUGUCAAUAAAAUUAAGGGAAUUCCCAAAGCCGAUCGAUAUCUCAUGAAUAACGAAUUUGAUUUCUCUAAGGUAGGAUCACUUUCGUUGGUGAUUGCGUGGUCGGAAUGGGAAAGAACCAAUCCUUUCAAUCUAGAGAAGAAUGUUGUAAAGAAAAGAGUAAACCUAUCUUUUCAAAAAUCUCUUCAACUAUAUCCAUUCAUUCCUAAAUUGUGGUACAAUUACUUCACCUACCUCAUGGACCAGCAACAAGAUCCCUCAACUGAAGCUACCAAUGGUGAAUCCAACCAAGCACAACAGGCUCAAGAAUUGAUAGUCACCGUUAAACAGGCAAUUUCUUUGAAUCCAACAAGUUUCAUCCUUAGUACGUUAUUAUCGGAUCUUUUGCAAUCCGACGGUAAAGAUGUGGAUACUAUUAAGAAAGUUUAUUUAGAUCUCAUUGAAGCAUUACAAAAAUAUUACAAUACCGAUCAAGUGGAAGACAGUAUAGUGAAUCGAUCGAUCACUGAAGCCUAUAUCCUGUUGAUGAACAUGCUUAAAUCAUCCAAGGAUGGUAGAUCGGAAAUCCGUAAAGUUUUCUCCCAAGCUAGAAAAUUUGAAAAUUUAACGUAUCAUUGUUACGUCCAAAAUGCUUAUCUAGAGUACUAUACUUUUAAUGACGUGAAAGUUGCUAAGAAAAUCUUUGACUUGGCCUUCAAAAAGUUUAACGACAACAUUAGUUUCCUCAACUACUAUCUCAACUUUGUCAUCAGCAUCAAGGAUUUCAGCCAAGCAAAGGUCGUAUACGAGACAUUUAUCAAAAGCAAUCAAGAUUCUCUAGAUAGAGAGAAGUUAUUUAAAGUCUAUCAGUCUUUCAUGCAAUUUGAAAGUCAAUUCGGGGAUCCGAUUUCCCUUCGAAACUUAGAGAAGAGACUAUCCAACCAAUUUGGUUUGGACUCCUUAUACUUAGCUAUGAUCAACCGACUCUCCCCGUUCUGUAGUCCUAGCAAUCUGUUGGAAUUAGAACCGCCUUUUAACAGUGUUAAACAGAUCGACGAAAAGCAAGGAUCACUAGAUUCUAUUCUUUCGACGCCAGUAUCCGCAUCAACAUCUAUAGAGGAUCCAACUAAUAGACCGAAGAACGGUCCCAAGAAACAAAAAAUCGACGACAAUCUGGUAAUAAAGGAUGAUAUCUACAAUCUGUUGAGGAUACUUCCCAAAAAAACGUUCUUCAAGGACGUUCCUAUACUCAACGAGAAACUUGUGGAAGUACUUACCAGCUUGAACCUUUGA
Molecule: messenger RNA, 1947 nt
Organism: Komagataella phaffii GS115
Lineage: Eukaryota; Fungi; Ascomycota; Pichiomycetes; Pichiales; Pichiaceae
Product: Cleavage and polyadenylation factor I (CF I) component involved in cleavage and polyadenylation of m
Exons: 1
Coding region: 1-1947 (648 amino acids)
Biological process (GO): mRNA 3'-end processing
Cellular component (GO): nucleus
Molecular function (GO): protein binding; mRNA binding
Source: RefSeq, a predicted model, not a curated record